Molecule: messenger RNA, 1803 nt
Organism: Salvia miltiorrhiza (redroot sage)
Lineage: Eukaryota; Viridiplantae; Streptophyta; Magnoliopsida; Lamiales; Lamiaceae
Product: glucan endo-1,3-beta-glucosidase 8-like
Exons: 2
Coding region: 297-1772 (491 amino acids)
Biological process (GO): carbohydrate metabolic process
Cellular component (GO): plasma membrane
Molecular function (GO): hydrolase activity, hydrolyzing O-glycosyl compounds
Source: RefSeq, a predicted model, not a curated record
UAUCUCUUGCAGUAUUUUCUUACUUGAAAAAGUAGUACUAUAACCAGAAAUAAUUUACGCUCUUGAAUUCCUAGCUCCGUCACUAAUAGCAUAUAUUAAAAUUACAAGAAAUAGGCACCCCACAUUAUCUUCCCAUCCAAAAAAGGCAGCAAACCUGCACAUAUAAAAGAAAAAAGGUCGUAUAUUUUCUUUUCCCAAUUCACAUUAUUCUUUUCCAAUUGGGAAAAGAAAAUCUUGAAGCUUCCUAUACAAAUUAGGCCCGUAAAUGAGAUAUCAUCUCCUCCGAGGCUAAUUUGAUGGCUUCCAAAACGAUCCCUUUGGUAUAUUUGCUAACAAUUUUGAUCGCAAGAAAAGGCGUAGAUGCCACAAUAGGUGUAAAUUGGGGAAGAGAGAGUGCUCAAAGAUUAAUACCAUCACAAGUUGUGGAUUUGUUGUUGCAAAAUGGGGUGAGAGAGGCUCGGGUUUACACGUCGAGGGAGGACUUGUUGCGGGCCUUCUCCGGUAGCGGCAUCGGCCUCACGCUCACCGUCACCGACCUUGCCAUCCUCCAAGACUACGAGGGAUGCAAGAAAUGGGUUCUCGGUAGAAUGCCCUAUUUCAACGUCUCCACCGUUAGGCGUGUGUACGUCGGAAACUAUCCAUUUAUAUUUGAAGCAAAAGACAAACCUAAAUUGAAGCGAACCAUAGACGUGUUGUACAAUAUGCAGAAGGCACUGAAUGAUGCUGAGUGGGGGCAUCAAAUCAAGGUGACUUUCACGCACGCUAGCGCCGAGUUGAAGCCCAACUUCACGAAGCCGUCGGAAGCCGAGUUCCGCGACGAGAUCAAGCCGGAGUUGGCGGCCACGCUCCGGUUUCUAGAGGAAAACGAUGCCCCGUUCGUGGUGGACAUGGUGCCGUCGUUCCACUUGGAGGAAUACAAGCUGGACCCGCUCUUCGCCUUCGUGGGGGAGUCCACCCAGGUGAUCAAGGACGUCAACGGGGCCGUCUACACCAACGUCUUCGAGUUCAUGUACGACGCCUUCGUGUGGGCCCUCAUCAAGCUCAAGGCGCCAAAGAUGAAGGUGGUGGUGGGGCAAGUCGGGUGGCCCACCGACGGCUACACCCGCGGUAACUCCUCCAUCGCGGAGCGCUUCUUCAAAGGCCUCCUCCCCUAUGUGUCGAGCAACAAGGGAACCCCGCUCCGCCCCGGGGCCCCCAUCGACACCUUCGUGCACGCCCUCACCGACGAAAACAAACUGCCCGCCUACUUCAUGCGCCACUGGGGGAUCUACCGCUCCAACGGGAAGCCUAAAUUCAAGAUCGACCUGACGGGUCAGGGGCGGGAUAUUUACCCCACGUCGGCCAAGGGGAUCAUGAGGAUGCCGGAGCGCUGGUGCGUCUUCAACGCAAACUGGACGGACCAACACAAGGUGAUUCAGCAGCUCAAUUACGCUUGCAAGAACACUGAUUGCAGCAGCCUCAAACCGGGUGGUUCCUGCGAUAAAGUUGGGUUCAACACGCAUCUAUCCUUCGCCUUCAACAUGUACUUCCAGUUCAACUUUCAAGACGAGAAAGCUUGCGACUUUGACGGCCUCAGCUUCAUCACCGUCGCCAAUCCAUCCACGCCCAACUGCAUGUUCCCCAUCGAAGUGGUUCGAGGCCAGCAGGAAAAUUAUGUACCAGCAGCAUUGCAGAUAAGAAACAACCCCAAGGCCAAAGGAUACCAUCAUACCCCUAAUUGUGGCGUCUCUCUAUUUUUGCUUUCAUUAUUGCUGCCAUUCUUUUGGAACUGAUAUACAUUACAAAUAGCAUCCAAGUUUUGCA